AUGGCGAAGUUGGGGAAGUGCUCUGUUUUUGUUGUUGUUGCGGCGGUGGUACUGAUGCUUGUUGGGCCAUGUAGUGCUGCGGCAGGGGAGGAGAUGCAGACGUUUGAUAGGAAGUUCAUAAGUUGGGAUGACGCGAGGCUGGAUGCUUAUAGUCAUAGCUUUGAUUUUGACAACGGUACUGAGCAGCAGCAGCAGCAGGGGGAGGCGAGGCCGAGUUACGGCGAGGAAUAUUACAGGGGAAGCAGAGUGAUCGUGGUUGACCAGAACGGCGGCGGGGAUUCCGUCACUGUUCAAGGCGCCGUGGAUUUGGUCCCUGAAUUCAACACUCAGAGGGUUAAGAUCCACAUUCUCCCCGGAAUCUACAGGGAGAAGGUGGUUGUGCCGGUUACCAAGCCGUACAUCUCGUUGAUUGGGGACGAAGGCAACAUGUCCAACACAGUGAUAACAUGGCACAACAGAGCUUCUGAUUUGGACUCGAAAGGAAUGGAGCUCGGAACUUUCAGUACUGCGUCAGUUAGCGUUUACUCUGAUUUCUUCUGCGCCACAGGGAUCACAUUCGAGAACACGGUAGUGGCAGUUCCAGGAGAUUAUGGAAAUCAAGCAGUGGCGCUGAGGAUUUCAGGGGACAAAGCAUUCUUCUACAAGGUCAAGAUCAUAGGUUCACAGGACACGCUGCUGGACGACGCCGGAUCGCAUUACUACUACCAGUGUCACAUUCUGGGCAGCAUUGAUUUCAUCUUUGGCCGGGGCAGGACGCUGUUCCGCGACUGUGUGGUGGAGUCGAGAGCCAAGCACGGGCAUGGCGGAGCAAUCGCAGCACAUCACAGGGAUGCGGCGGAGGAGGACAGUGGUUUCUCGUUCGUCGGUUGCUUGAUCAAAGGGACUGGGAAGAUUCUGCUGGGUAGGGCAUGGGGCAACUAUUCAAGGGUCAUCUAUUCCUACUGCAAUAUUCAGGACAUGAUCACACCAGAAGGAUGGGGUGACUUUAACCAACCUAGCAGGCGACAAACUGCAGUUUUCGGAGAGUACAGAUGCAUGGGAAGAGGAGCAGAUACAAGUAGGAGAGUACCUUGGUCAAAAACCCGCUUGAAUUUUCAGCAAGUCAAACCCUUCUUGGACUUGAGAUUCAUAGAUGGACACCAAUGGCUGAGACUGUAG
Linum tenue is the source of this 1158-nucleotide messenger RNA. The record is from the annotation of a GenBank genome assembly. NCBI's taxonomy places the organism in Eukaryota, Viridiplantae, Streptophyta, Magnoliopsida, Malpighiales, Linaceae.